UGCGGCCUCGUUGGUGCUAAAGAUGGCCGGCGAUGGAGGCGCUCUGAAGGAUAUUAACGAGAUCAAGUCGCAGUUCCGCACCAGGGAGGGUUUCUACAAGCUGUUCACGCUCUCGGACUCGCAGCAGCGGGCCGGGUUAGCGCGCGGUCCCGGCGCUGGAGGUGCCGCAGCCGGUGCCACCUCGAUACCGGGGGGCGGCGGCGGUGUGGUACCGGGACCCGGCGGCUCCUCUCCGGCUUCGGCGGGCUUCCUGCCUCCGGUGCGGGUCUCCAUGGUGAAGCUUCAGCCGGAAGACCCGAGCGAGGAGUCCGAGCGUGUGUGCUUCAACGUCGGCCGCGAGCUCUAUUUCUACACGUACACCAAUAUUAAAAAGGCGGUGGAUCUUAGUAAGCCUAUAGACAAGCGUAUAUAUAAAGGGACGCAGCCCACGUGUCAUGACUUUAAUCAGUAUUCAGCGACUGCGGACAGCGUGGCUCUCAUCGUCGGCUUCUCAGCAGGCCAGGUGCAGUACCUGGACCCCAUCAAAAAAGAGACCAGCAAGCUCUUCAAUGAAGAGAGAUUAAUAGACAAAACUAAAGUGACCUGUCUCAAAUGGCUCCCUAAAUCUGAGAACUUAUUCCUGGCCUCCCAUGCUAGUGGUCACCUCUACCUCUAUAAUGUGGAACACCCAUGUGGCACAACAGCGCCGCAGUAUACUCUGCUUCGACAGGGUGAGGGAUUUGCUGUUUACGCUUGCAAAACCAAAACGCCUCGUAAUCCACUUCUGAGAUGGGCGGUGGGGGAAGGCGGGCUGAACGAAUUUGCGUUUUCGCCUGACGGUGUGCACAUAGCUUGUGUUGGCCAAGAUGGCUGCCUACGUGUCUUUCAUUUUGAUUCAAUGGAGCUGCACGGUGUCAUGAAGAGCUACUUUGGUGGCUUGCUCUGUGUUUCUUGGAGUCCAGAUGGGAAAUAUUUGGCCACUGGUGGAGAAGACGACUUGGUCACCGUAUGGUCGUUUGCAGAGAGUCGUGUAGUGGCGCGAGGUCAUGGACACAAGUCCUGGGUAAACGUGGUGGCUUUUGACCCCUUUACCACCAGCAUAGAAGAAGAAGAACCAAUGGAGCUUAGCGGUAGUGAGGAGGAUCUCCACCAGGGCCAAGGGGCACUAAAUUUUGGUCGUGUGCGAACCAGCAGCACUUUGUCCCGUCUCUCUCGACACAGCUCUAAAGGCGGCGGGCCAUCCGUUUCAUAUCGCUUCGGAUCGGUGGGACAAGAUACCCAGUUUUGCCUCUGGGAUCUCACAGAUGAUGUCCUGUAUCCUCGACUUCCUCUUUCCCGCGCCCUCACCAACACGUUCGGCUCCAACGUGCCACCUUCCAUUAGUGUGGGGUUGAACAGCACGAGCGGAAGUGGAGGGGUUGAAGGUCAUCAUCACCCUUCCAACACCCACCAGACGGCAUCAUUGCCCCUUCCUCUACCUCGCUCGCUCUCAAGAUCCAAUUCCCUUCCACAUCCUGCUGUUGCAAACGCUUCAAAGAGCCAAGGGGGGACAGAAAGUGGAGGAACAGGAGGAAGCGGAGGAGGAAGCAGUGCUCCAUUUAGCAUUGGACGUUUUGCAACACUGUCGCUCCAAGAGCGCAAAUCAGACAAGUCCGCCACUGGAGGGGAAAAGGAGCACAAGCGCUACCACAGCCUUGGGAACAUCAGCAAGAGCAAUGACAAGAUCAAUGUAGCACCACGUAGCAACCGAUUGGAUGCCUCUAAGGUGCUUGGAACAACGCUGUGUCCACGGAUGAACGAAGUCCCAUUGCUAGAACCUCUCGUUUGUAAGAAGAUCGCCCAUGAAAGGCUCACGGUUCUUGUCUUCAUGGACGAUUGCAUCAUCACUGCAUGUCAAGAGGGACUCAUCUGCACCUGGGCACGGCCAGGCAAAAUGGUGAGACCUCAAAUGAUGGUAAUGUCUCUAAGGUGUUUUUAUUUAUUUAUUUUAUUUUUUUUAUAAUCAGUCUUGACAAAUGUAUUUAUGUUUACUUGACUUCAGUGACUUGGUAUUUACCCAAUAAGGAGAAUCAGGUGGUUCGAUCAGGAAAAAGCUUCGUUACGAUUUUUUGCAAAAAAAAAAAAGAUGGUGCCACUUUGGAUCCCAUUUAUCCCUGAUUGCAUCAUGACUCUUGCUUAGAUUGGUAAGAUCCUGGUAAGAUUUGAACCACAUCCAAUUAGACUUGUAGUCACAUGUGUCUGCGGUUAGACAGAUUACAGUUUGAUCGUUGUAUCGUUUGUAAUAUGCACAUCAGUACACUUCAUAACCAGCGUCACGCCCCUUCUUCCAGUUGUUCUAUGCAACAAGGGGAUGCGGUUUGGAAGUGCCAAUCAGUCUUUAGAAGAAGGCUGGAACACCGUGUCCACACAUCAGUUAUUGUGAUUAAGCAGUUUCCUGUGUUUACUAGCAUUCCAUAAUAAAAUGGUGGGCAUGGAGGUCUCAUGUUGGGAAGCAUGUGGCUUGGAGAGACAGAUUAAUUAAAUUUCUGUAACAAAUAUGACUAAAAUUUGUCUCGGACCUUCUCGGUGGUCUAAGCGAUCAGAUUUAAAUUUGGAUUUAUGCAAAUAUCGUCGUGAUAUUCAAGCUGCAUGAAUUGACCACGUGUAAGCAAGGUGUCUGUAAAUGGGAACUGAUUUAUUUAUUUUUUUCCCCCCUAAAUAUUUAUUUGUCCUCUUCUUGUUGCAGCAUUCUUCUCAACCAUUAUCAACACAAAACGGAAACUCGCCCAGUGGAACGGUGGUAUAGCUGGCAGCAAUGCCCCCCCCCCCCCCCCCCCCCCAACACACACACACAAUCACCUGCACUGACACUUCCUGCUUCCUGUUUUCAGAGGCUUGACUUCCUCUCCUUGAGGCCUGGAGUUGAUCCGGCACAGUAUUACCACUGUUGCCUCAUCUUCAUAACCACACAAUCACAAAACACACACAUGCAGCUUAUCUGAGGACCAAUAUACAAAGACGGUGGCACGAACCACACAAAUGUAGAUACUCUUUAUCUUCCAUAUCAGCUUCCCACUAUGUUCCUUUCACUUUUCCUUUGAUGGAAAGGUGACUGAGACAUUCCUUCCAUCAACAUCCCCCCCUCCCCUUGCCAAAAGGGGAUAAACACUGCAGAUGCCACGACCAUUGUAUCUUAUUUAUUUAUUUUAUCAUUGAAACUGUAGUAAUUUAUAUUGUACAUAUUCAGAAUACUCUAUAAAGGCAGAGGACUAAAUGUAUUGAAAUAACAAACUCAAAUCAUUAAUAUAUGAAAAUCCUAUAUUGUACAUAGUGACAGUUGUGUUUGAAUGUUAUGUUUGUGAAACGUAGGGGAUCUAAAGAGUUAGCGUUUCUGUAUGCUCGUGCUCCCUAUGUUGUUAAGGCCAACGAUUGGGAUUUGAUGAAGUAGCUGCAUUCCGUUUAGACUGAACUGAGAUUUCGCCUUUUCCUCAGACAGCUAGGGUUUCCUGACUCAUAAUGAACACAAUCCUGAAGAGUUCCACGUUCAGCAAGGUCAACAUACCGAGCUAAAAUGCUACUAGCUUAAGAUUGGUAAAUAGCCGAAGCAAAAAUGAGGCGUUUUUACAAGCUUUCUUACGGUUGCUAACUCCUAGUUUUUUCGAAUGAUGUUGGACAAAAAUCAACAUUUUAUUCCUUCAGUGAAUUAAACUAGGCUUUGCAAACCCUUGCCUUGUUGAACGAAGGUAAUUCUCUAGCUAACCUAAGAAAGUCGUCGCUGUAAUUCAGUAACAUAUUUAACUACUGUAGCAUCUUGUAGGCAGCGUUUUUCUUGCCUGCUAUGCCUCUUGCAAAAUUUUGCACAAUUUAACAAUUUGAGCCUAAUUUUUGCCCAUUAGACAAGUGCAGAUAGCUUUCCAGGAGGUUGAAUGUUUCAGCUAGCGAGCUGGAAAACACAAACAUUUCACCACACAAAAUUCGUAAUAAUUGAAGGAAGAUGGAGCUAUCUUACUGUCUAACUGAUUUCGGAUUAGUGUAACUCUGACUGUGGUGGUUUCCUCGUCGUCAUUCUUAUUAAAGGACUUUUUUUCUUGAGGACCCCCAAGCUCAAGUGUUGAGACUGCAAGCAUAACCAAGACAUCUAGCUGUGUUUUGGUAUAAAGGUAAGGUUUAAGUAUUCAUGUUUAAGGAUUUUGACUGAAAGUAAAAAAAAAAAAAAAAAAAAAGUUUGGCUUUAUUUUGAAGCAUGGCAGAAACAAACUACCAAACUAGCCAGCUAUUUGAUCUUAGCUUAGUUAGAUUCAAUAGCUUAGCUUAGCUUAGCUACGUAGCAUACCAGCUCUGUAGGGAGGACCACCACAGUUACCAGAACAGCUACUAAUCUAGGUUAUGUGAUUUUUAUUGAACUAAGAUUUCCAACAACACUGUCAAAAAGAUAAACACUUAGCUUGGCUAGCAGGUAUCUCUGCAUUCGAAUGCUGUUUAACACAUCUUCAGCCUCCCCUUUACGCCCUGUGUGUAACUUAAUGCUUCAUCAACUUCCUGUUAUAGUGGGGAAACAAAUAAUUAAACAGGAACAUGACAUUGACAUCAAGAGUUAUGUCGCUGAAAUUAUUUGCUUGGAGUUUUGUGCACUCUGGAUAGCCUUCAGCAUGCUAACUAGCUAAGAAGGUGAAGUAUCUAAGCUCCAUUUGCUUUGUUUUUUUACAUUUCUAAACAGGCUUGUCCACCAUUUUGAUUGACCUCCAUCAGCAGACCUGCCAACCUUCAUGCACCAGAUGAUGUUUGUUGGCAAACGAGACCUUGUAGCUGUACUCAUGUUUGAUGCACGUGAAUCGAAGAUGGCUUUGAUUGAAUGCGCGUCGUGAUGACGUCACAUGACACGUCUUGGCCCAAAUCUGUGGAAAAUCUGAGGUAAUUUUGUAAAAUUGCAAGCUCUUCCGAAUAGUGCGGGGUUUGCUCAAUUUCACGUUCAUUUCUGCAAUAGCGAAACCCUGAGGCGACUGGACAAGGGACAUCAGUUCAUUCGAAUUCAAUUAAAAAAAACUUUAUUGUCCGUCCCCUGAGGGUUAGAAAAUUGUCUUUAGACAGAGGCUCAAACAAACAAUACAACAAACAAAAAAUAUUAUUAUUAUUAUUAUUAUUUUAAACCCACAGCUGUUACUGACAAGCAAUUCAUUUAAAAUUUACUGGGUUUUCCCUCCCCUAACUGUUUAUGCCAUUUUUACUCCAUCCACGCAUUCCCCAGACUACUCAUUAUUUCUCUUAGGGGUUGGCAGGUCUGCCUCGGAAACAGUAUCUUUGAUUGAAGUUGUAUACCAUGGUUUUGACGUUUACCCUGAUUCGACUCCUCAUCUAACAAACUUCACUCGGGCUAACAGCAACCAAGCGGUCCUUGAGAUGACAGCAGAGAUUCGAGAACGCUGGAGGAAUGGGAAGGGGGCGUCAACGAGGGUGUAUUGAAAAGCAGCAUACGAAUACAGGACUAAAUUCACUCUGAAUCUUUCUUUAUUGUUGCCCAAGCUAUGUUAAGCUACUGAAGGAAUGGAUAUGCCUUUUUCGCCAUCCGUUAUCAUUCCUACCUGCUGAAAAGACGAGUUACUGGAUUUUCGACUGUGACCAGUGUUUUAAUCCUUGAGUUACAUUACUUGCUUCUUUAUUUAUUUAUUUAGCUUAAUAUAUAGAUAGAUUUCUUAAUAUGGCUGUCACACAACACAAAACAAACUAUCUUUAUUUGCAGGGAUGCAUUGAUCUGUUCCGUAAAUUUAGAUGUUCCUGUUUGUCUUAAGUAUAGACUUAUCGCAAACUUUAUCAUGUAACCUCACCACUACUCUUUCUUUUGGAUAACUUCAGUUUGACCUACUGCUUAACAUGGAUUCCUGUUUUAACUUCCUCAGUGUAAUAGUUUACUAACACUAACUAUAUUAACUAGCUACCUAAACACAGCACUGCUCUACUGAAGCUACCUAGGUCCAAUUCCAUGUUAGCUAGUGUUUGGCCUGCUAUUUUAUUGCAUAAUUAAAACGAGUAGCCAGGUUUUUCUAGCUAGCGUACUGUCAAUGCGAGAACUGUUGUACCAUGUGAUUUAAAACCAGUAUUUUUUGUUAAGCAGGAAGUUAAAUUAGUGGUGAUGUCACAUGAAGUUUCCAUCUUAAAUCAGUGCAUCCCUAUUUGCUAACAUGGGAAAGGUGGCGGACCAAAUCAUUUAUAGAGUAUGUUGUAGCCUUGUUGAGUGUUUUAGCACAAGACAAAAAUGCUGUUGCCUGAGCAAAAACUGUUUCAUUACACGAGUAUGCUGGUAAUCUGAAAAAUGGCUGCCGUCUAUCAUUGGUGCGCGUGUGUGUGUCCUAACAGUCAUGUGUAUGAACGUAUAUACCACUAUUUCAACAAAAACAAUGCCUAAAUCUGAAAACUUAAAGACUCUCUUGCAGGAGAUGGCCCAUCAUUUAAUGUCGCUUAUCUUUCAAUGCGACUUCCAUAAGCAUGUGAUUUUAUUUCCGAGUAUGUGUGCAUUUAACACAGUUACGCAGUAAUGCCUGAGACCAACGAAGUGGCAAUCAACAUCACGAUAUCAAGUUUGUAUAUGGAAAUCUGGUAUUAAAACUCUUAAAUCCUG
Ictalurus punctatus (channel catfish) is the source of this 6571-nucleotide messenger RNA. Its product is annotated as WD repeat-containing protein 20. The record is from RefSeq and is a predicted model, not a curated record. NCBI's taxonomy places the organism in Eukaryota, Metazoa, Chordata, Actinopteri, Siluriformes, Ictaluridae. The transcript has 4 exons. Gene Ontology annotation, molecular function: protein binding. Bases 23 to 1981 code for a protein of 652 amino acids.